Messenger RNA from Anguilla anguilla (European eel), 2527 nucleotides. Its product is annotated as zinc finger protein 345-like. Gene Ontology annotation, cellular component: nucleus. Gene Ontology annotation, biological process: regulation of transcription by RNA polymerase II. The transcript is spliced from 2 exons. The record is from RefSeq and is a predicted model, not a curated record. The coding region runs from base 434 to 2392 and encodes 652 amino acids. Gene Ontology annotation, molecular function: DNA-binding transcription factor activity, RNA polymerase II-specific; RNA polymerase II transcription regulatory region sequence-specific DNA binding. Lineage: Eukaryota; Metazoa; Chordata; Actinopteri; Anguilliformes; Anguillidae.
UUUUCAUAUGAAACGUAACGGUCGUCAAUCGAGUUUCAAAAUACCACCGGGGACGUUUUAUUUAGCCUUCAAAAGUCUGAUAUUACCCAUUCACUGAGCUCCAACGUUUUGCCCCCAACACGCGCAGCACAGGCUUACUUGGGACUUCAGAAGCUUAGGUUUAGGUUAGCUGAAGAGGUGUCUAGUUAAAUAUGCAUGUCUAUGGCUCAGACAAAAAGGCAUCGGCUCAAACGCUGCCAUCCAAUCCGUCUUCCAUCCUCACCCGAAACGUUUUUAUACAUCAACCAAUAAGGCUUUACUUCCAAUGCCUCAUUCUUGACGGUACCAUCCCAUACUAAAUAUUGUUCAUUCCUCUAUAUUUUAUGUUCUGCCGUGCAGUCGACUUUGUGACCGAUUCGAGGGUUCUGAUGAUUGAUUUUGCUUAUUGGGUUUAAUGCAGGUUUUAUUCAGAAAACGAGAGGAAAAUCAGAAGCUGCACUUCUGCACACCUUUGAGCAGCAGUAUGAUGCAGGCAGGAGUCUGUCUGAGACAGGACACUGAGACAACACUACCAGAGCUCACUGAGCAGCACAGGAUCAGACCGAAAGAAGAGGAACUCAGUGGACUGGAGUUUGUCCACAUGGCGGAGUCAGAGACAGAAUGUGCUGCAGCAGGACUCAACACACUGGAGCCAGAUUGUGUUACAGCACACAGCGGGGUCAGUGAUGUACACCACACACACACAUCACUGAUUAAAACAGAAACUGAUCUGGGCUCCACCCACACUGGGGAUCUUAAGACAGAGAGCCUAGACUUUACAGAGCUGGGAUAUGUAACUGAUCUGCAUCCUGACCAAAUCAAAACAGAGACUGAUGAUGGAGGAUACCUUAAAGCAGAAUACAUCAGUGAUUUGCAGGAUUUUAAUUUUAAGUCUGAUAAAAUGAAAUGUGAAUAUGAUGAAAGUUUAGUGAGUGAUCUCAUGAAUUCUGUGAUGAAUGGAGCUGGUUUCUUUCAAAACAAGAUAAUUCACAGGAAUAAAAGUGAAAUUAAUACAGAUGAAAAGCCGUACAAGUGUAUGCAGUGUGAGAAGUGUUUUCGUACAAAAUCUGAUUUAAAUACACACCUGAGAAUUCAUACAGGUGAGAAGCCCUACAAAUGUAUUGAAUGCAAGAAGUGCUUUUCCCAAGCAUCUCAUUUAAGUAGCCACCUGAGAAUUCAUACUGGUGAAAAGCCAUACAAGUGUACCCAGUGUGAAAUGUGUUUUCGUACAAGGUCCACUUUAAAAAAACACAUGCAAAUUCAUUCAGGUGACAAACCCUACCAGUGUAUUCUGUGUGGGAAGUCUUAUUCCCAAGGAGGUCUGUUAAGUAGCCACUUGAGAAUGCAUACAGGUGAAAGGCCCUACAAAUGUACUCAGUGUGGGAAGGGUUUUCGUACAAGUUCAGAUUUAAAAAGACACAUGCAGAUUCAUACAAGUGAAAAGCCCUGUAAGUGUGCACAGUGUGGGAAGUGUUUUUAUUCAGAAUCUUCUUUGAAUGUACACCAGAGAAUUCAUACAGGUGAAAAGCCCUACAAGUGUGCACAGUGUGGGAAGUGUUUUUGCUCAGAAUCUUCUUUGAAUGUACACCAGAGAAUUCAUAAAGGUGAAAGGCCAUACAAAUGUACUCAGUGUGGGAAGUGUUUUAGUGCAAAUUCUGUUUUAAAUCAACACCUGAGAAUUCAUACAGGUGAAAAGCCCUACAAAUGUACUCAGUGUGGGAAAUGUUUUUCCCAAAUAACUAAUUUAAAUUGCCACCAGAGAAUUCAUACAGGUGAAAAGCCUUACAAAUGUUCUCAGUGUGCGAAGUGCUUUUCCAAUAUGUCUGAUUUGAACAGCCACCAGAGAACUCAUACUGGUGAAAAGCCCUACAAGUGUACACAAUGUGAGAAGUGUUUUCGUACAAAUUCUGCAUUACGUCAGCACCUGAAAAUUCAUGCAGGUGAAAAGCCAUUCAAGUGUCCACAUUGUGAGAAGUGUUUUAGUGCAAAUUUUGCUUUAAAUAAACAUCUGAGAAUUCAUACAGGUGAAAAACCAUACAAGUGUACGCAUUGUGGGAAGUGCUUUAUUACAAAUUUUGUUUUAAAUCAACACCUGAGAACUCAUACAGGUGAAAAGCCCUACAAAUGUCCUCAGUGUGCCAAGUGUUUUUCCCAUAUAUCUAGUUUCAAUUACCACCAGAGAAUUCAUACAGGUGAAAAGCCUUACAAGUGUGCACAGUGUGGGAAGUCUUUUACUGCAAAUUCUGUCUUAAAUCAACACCUGAGAAUCCAUACAGGUGAGAAGCCUUACAAAUGUACUCAAUGCGGGAAGUGUUUUUCCCAAAUAUCUAAUUUAAAUUGCCACCAGAAAAUUCAUUCAGGUGAAAAUUCCUAAAAAUAUCUCCAGUUUGGGAAGUGCUUUUUGGCUGCAAGUAAUUUGAAAAGCACCCUGUGUGGGAAAUGAGAUUUUUCUACAAAUCUCAUAUAAUUUAAGCAAUGAAAAUUCCUACAAGUGGACAGUCUUUCACAC